AUGGAGGAUGCGGAGCUGCGUUGCACGGUGGCCGUGGAGCAGCCGCUGCCGGGGGGACAGGGCCCGCGGCGCCGCGUCAUGCGGGGCGCGCUGGUGCUGCUGGGCCGUAACGAGCUGCGGCAGCCGGUGCUGCGGGUGGUCGGCAGCGGCGGGGCGGCGGCGAUGAGCUUCGUGCUGGCCGGUGAUGUCGUGCGACUCUUCAUGCGGUUCGCGGGCGACGGGCGGGCGGCGGUGCGAGUGGGGCCGGGCGGCGCCCAGGUCCUGCUCUCCGACUGCCCCCCGGACGCGCUGCGCCGCUUCCUCCGUCUCCUGCGGCUCAAGAUCGCCGCCGGGCCGCGGGGCGCGCAGCGCGGUCCCCGCCUGCUGGACCGGCCGCCGCCGGCCUUCGCCGUCAUCAGCCCGCUGCAGGAGCGAGACCUGCUGCGCGUCCCCGGCCGCCUCCGCGGCGGCGAGGCGCGGGGGGAGCGCCCGGCCCAGGUACCCCACGCGGAGAGGCGGCCCCCGGCGAGGCUCUCGGCGGAGCAGGAGGCGGUGCUGAGCGCCGUGCGGAGCGGGAAGAGCAUCUUCUUCACCGGCUGUGCAGGGACCGGAAAGUCGUUCCUGCUGAAGAAGAUCGUGGGCUCCCUCCCUCCAAAGAGCACCUACGCUACAGCCAGCACGGGAGUGGCCGCUUGCCACAUCGGUGGCACCACCCUCCAUGCCUUUGCAGGGAUCGGCUCUGGGAAGGCACCACUGGAACAGUGUAUUCAGCUGGCAGAGAGGCCUGGGGUGCGCCAGCACUGGCUGGCCUGCCAGCACUUAAUUAUCGAUGAGAUCUCCAUGGUGGAUGGCAAGUUCUUUGACAAGCUGGAGGCAGUGGCGAGGGCAGUCAGAAAACGGGAUGAGCCUUUUGGAGGAAUUCAGCUAGUCAUCUGUGGGGACUUCUUGCAACUACCCCCAGUCUGCAACGCUAAUGAAGAAACCAAGUUCUGCUUCCAGGCAAAAAGCUGGAGGAAAUGCAUCCACAUAAACAUGGAGCUUACUGAAGUGCGAAGACAGACUGACAAGACCUUUGUCUCACUCCUGAGUGCAGUCCGUUUAGGCAGGUGCACAGAGGAGGUUACCAGACUGCUGAUGCAGACUGCUUCUAACAGGUCUGAGCAUGAUGGGAUCCUGGCUACGCGGCUUUGCACCCAUAAAGAUGAUGUAGAAGUAACUAAUGAGAGACGCUUGCAACAGCUAUCAGGAAAAGUGCACACCUUUGAGGCUUUGGACAGUGACCCAAUGCUAGUGAAGUUAAUUGAUGCUCAGUGUCCUGUGGGUGGUAGAGUUGAGCUAAAGCUUGGAGCUCAGGUGAUGCUAGCUAAGAAUCUGGAUGUGUCUCAAGGGCUGGUGAAUGGGGCACGAGGAGUUGUUGUAGGAUUUGAAAGUGAACAGAAGGGGCUGCCUAAGGUUAGGUUUCUCUGUGGGGUCACACAGGUCAUCAAAAUGGAGAAAUGGAUAUUCAAAGGACCAUCAGGAGUUCAUCUGAGUCGUCAACAGUUGCCUUUAAAAUUGGCAUGGGCCAUUUCCAUUCACAAGAGUCAGGGCAUGUCUUUAGAUUGUGUGGAAAUCUCCCUGUCUCGUGUCUUUGAAAGUGGGCAGGCUUAUGUAGCCCUCUCCCGAGCCCGUAGCCUUGCAGGUCUCCGCGUUUUGGAUUUUGAUCCGAAAGUAGUGAGAGCUGAUCCUUCUGUGCUGCAGUUCUACAGACAGCUGAGACGUCAUCAGCUUCUAACCCAGGAUUCACUACACACCCAUUCAGGUGCUGAUGAGAAGGAGAACUGGAAAUGCAGCUGAGAAUGUGCUGAUGCGUCAGAGAGGUCAGAAGAGCAGACUGAGUUGCAGCAAUCUUGCUUUUGAGUAUAUUUGAUAACAUAAAGUCAAAGGAAUUUUUGUAGAUAUUUGCUACUCUAGAUGAGUAGCAGUAUCCUGUCUUGUGCCUCUGAAAUCUGGAAGGCUUCUGUAGCCCCCUUCUGGGCCCACAGCCUUGAGUCCUUCUGUCACAGAUGCAACUCUAGCAAACAAAAUGACUGAACAAGCACGUGCCUGAGGGACAUCUAUCCUGUCUGCCUGGUUGCAUUUCAUUCUCCACAUAUGUAGACUGACGCUUGUGUGCCUUUCUUCAAGUAUACCAUGGUUGAAAGAUGGAAGGUGUGUGUCCUCUUUGCCUGGAUGGAUCGGACCUGUUCAGAAGAGCUGCUGACACAAAGAAAGCAGUGCUAAGUAGCUGGAAUACCUGCUUGAUUCUCCUGCAAGUGAGGAGCUGGGCUAUCACUUUAUAGCAUGCUGGGGUGUUCUUGCCUUUCCCAUGCUUAACACCAGGAGGCUUUGCAUAACUUCCUCCACAAGCAGAACUGUAAGAGUUAUACAUUGCCUGUUAUGCUGAUGCAUAGCCUUUUUAUUAGUCUGUUGCAUACAAUAAGAUGUGAUUUUUAUUUUUUUAACCUUCUGAGGUGAGCUGGUACUUCUUAAAAUAGGAAGAAGUCCUACAUCUUAUACCCAUAAUUAUGGAACUACAAGAAUCAUGAAGAUCUGUUACCCCAUUAGCAAGAUGGAUGCUGGUGGGAGCUCCUCUUAUUUUAAACACAUGAGGCUUGCUCAAGUGGGAGAGAGUUUCUGCUGGAAACAAUGUGUCUGACUAAAAGGUGGAAGUUGAAUGUGCAAUAGGGAAUAAUGGCCAAGGACAUGUGAAGUGACCUGUAACUUCACCUGUUUCAGCAAAAGCAGAGAUGAGCAGAACUAAUAUACUGUCUUUUUGAAGUCUUAAUA
Molecule: messenger RNA, 2787 nt
Organism: Grus americana (Whooping crane)
Lineage: Eukaryota; Metazoa; Chordata; Aves; Gruiformes; Gruidae
Gene: PIF1
Product: PIF1 5'-to-3' DNA helicase
Exons: 12
Coding region: 1-1815 (604 amino acids)
Biological process (GO): DNA repair; telomere maintenance
Molecular function (GO): DNA helicase activity
Source: RefSeq, a predicted model, not a curated record